Molecule: messenger RNA, 2559 nt
Organism: Aspergillus saccharolyticus JOP 1030-1
Lineage: Eukaryota; Fungi; Ascomycota; Eurotiomycetes; Eurotiales; Aspergillaceae
Gene: chl1
Product: DNA helicase
Exons: 7
Coding region: 1-2559 (852 amino acids)
Biological process (GO): establishment of sister chromatid cohesion; nucleobase-containing compound metabolic process
Cellular component (GO): nucleus
Molecular function (GO): hydrolase activity, acting on acid anhydrides, in phosphorus-containing anhydrides; DNA helicase activity; DNA binding
Source: RefSeq, a predicted model, not a curated record
AUGGAUUUGCAAACUAAGAACUUUCAUCACCCUUACACGCCCUAUGACAUUCAAAUCCAGUUUAUGCAAGCACUCUACACAUGUCUUGAGGAGGGCAAAGUGGCUAUUUUCGAAUCCCCAACCGGUGAGGGCAAAUCUCUGAGUUUGAUAUGUGGUUCCUUGACUUGGCUACGUGAUCACAAACGUUCUGCUUUCCAGGAUAGCAUUGAUAAAGCACUGGGUAAUGACCAGAGCGAGCCCGACUGGAUGUUGGAUUACGCGAAAGAUGAAUUGAGUCGUUCCGUUCUCGAGAGAAGGAAAAGGCUCGAGGAGCAAUUAGAGAGGGCUAGAGUUCGAGAAGAGAAACAAAGGGAUGUCGAGGGCGACUCAAAGAGACGUCGAAAAAAGCAGAAACUGGGUAGAGCGUCAACUGGGCCCACUUUGCACGAAGAUCAAUUCCUCAUAGAUGAAUACGACAGUAGCGAUGACCAGCCAAGUUCAUCCACAAAGAAUACGCCUUCCAACGGUGAACUAUCUUCCAGCACUCUCGAAUUGCUGCGCAGGCUCCAAGGGCAAUCAUCUGUGAGAAGCGAUCAAGACGACGAGCAAGAAAAUGAGAUCAAGAUCUUCUUUUGUUCUCGGACACACUCUCAACUAUCUCAAUUUGCCGGUGAAUUGCGACGCAUUACAUUGCCUUCAAGUAUUCCGCAAAAUAUGGUAUCAAGUGGAAGCAAUACAUUAGAAGAACGUAUAAGACACCUCUCCCUUGGAUCCCGAAAGAAUCUUUGCAUCAAUACUCAGGUAUCUUUUCUUGAAAAUCCAACAGCAAUCAAUGAACGCUGUCUUGAAUUGCAGCAACCUGGCGUGCCGACAGAACACCAGUGCCCCUAUCUGCCGUCAAAAGAAGACGAGACACAUUCUAUCCAGUUCCGAGAUCACACAUUUGCGACAGUUAAAGAUAUUGAAGACUUAGGGAAAGUCGGAAGGGAAAUCGGCAUAUGCCCUUAUUAUGCUUCUCGCUCAGUCAUCAAACACAGCGAGAUUGUCACUCUACCAUAUCCUCUCUUGCUUCAGCGCUCAGCAAGAGAAGCACUCAAUAUAUCGGUCAAAGGUCAUAUCGUUGUCAUUGACGAAGCCCAUAAUUUGAUGGAUGCAAUCUCUAAUAUGCAUUCAACAACCGUGACGCUCUUUCAAUUCGAGCUGUCUAUCUCGCAAUUGACGACCUACGCCCGCAAGUUCAAGACACGGUUGAAGGGACAAAAUAGGAGCUAUAUCGCUCAAAUCAUCCGACUCCUUGGCUCAAUUUCAUAUUAUCUCCGCUCUGUGCUGACCGGCAGUGGGCCAUCUGAAGGACCUGUCCUACCUUCAGACCUUAUGUCUGGGAAAGGCGUCGACCAGAUCAAUCCCUACAAAUUAAGUCGCUAUCUCCAGGAGAGUAAACUCGCGAGGAAAGUCGAUGGCUAUGUCGAAUUCUCGAGAGAGAUGGCUGGAAAUAGGGCUUCUGAGAAGACUACAACACCUGUAUUGUUCCAAAUACAAGGGUUCCUGCUUUCAUUGAUGAAUCCGUCUGCCGAAGGGCGAUUGUUCUAUGUGAAAGACAAGGGUGAUAUCCAGUUGAAAUAUAUGCUACUUGAUCCGACAAAUCAGUUCCGUGAUAUAGUUGAUGAUGCCAGAGCCGUCAUAUUAGCUGGUGGAACGAUGUCUCCGUUGACUGAUUACAUGAACCAUCUGUUCCCCUAUGUUCCCUCUGAUCGACUGAGCACCUUCAGCUAUGGUCAUGUCAUUCCAUCCAAGAACCUGACUGUGCACACGCUAGGACGUGGAGUACAAGGCUCAGAUCUCGAGUUCAGAUAUGAGUCGCGAGACGCCGAGGCGAUGAUACUUGACCUUGGCCGGACAAUAGCUUCAAUUUGCAACGUCAUACCUGAUGGUGUUGUUGCUUUCUUCCCAAGUUAUGACUACCUAGGGCAGGUUGUGAAUGUGUGGAAAAGGCAUGUAGUGGGCGAGGGCGGCCAAAACUUAUACGAGCUAAUCAACAGAAAAAAGCCGGUUCUUUUCGAGUCUCGAGAGAUGGCUGACUCAACGGAUACAUUGCUUCAGAAGUAUACCGAACUCAUCGAUUCGAACAGUGGUGCACUUCUGUUGUCCAUAGUGGGUGGAAAGCUAUCCGAAGGAAUCAAUUUCUCUGAUCGACUCGGACGUGGCAUACUCAUCAUCGGACUCCCAUUCCCAAACAUCCGAAGUGCUGUCUGGCAGGCAAAGAUUGAGUAUGUUGAACAGAAAGCGUUUGAUCAAGCAACUGGUUCUGAAGCCAACCGGCGGUCAAGCGCCAAAGCUGCCGGGAGAGAUUACUACGAAAACGCUUGUAUGCGAGCAGUGAACCAAUGCAUUGGACGAGCUAUCCGGCAUCGCAAUGACUAUGCGGCUAUUGUGUUGAUGGACAGACGAUAUGAUAAAGCGAACAUCAGUGGUAAGCUUCCGGCAUGGAUCAGACAAAGUAUGGUUACUGCUUCCAUGAAUCAGCCUGCAAGUAGAACGAUCCAAAGCCUGUCCGAUUUCUUCCAGGGUAGCAAGCAAUGA